Messenger RNA from Aspergillus japonicus CBS 114.51, 1218 nucleotides. RefSeq lists its product as uncharacterized. The coding region runs from base 109 to 807 and encodes 232 amino acids. The transcript has a single exon. The record is from RefSeq and is a predicted model, not a curated record. NCBI's taxonomy places the organism in Eukaryota, Fungi, Ascomycota, Eurotiomycetes, Eurotiales, Aspergillaceae.
CGGAAGUUCCACAAUUUCUUGUCAGCUAUACGAUUGAGAUGCGAACCUCAAAGUGCAGCUUGUAUUACUGUUUGCGUCACUGCGAUUGGCAAGGACGGUAUCACCUGCAUGAAGCGUGAUCAACGUGAUGCGCUUCUCGAUAAGCUAGAAAGCGAGUGUGGCGGAUCAUUGCUAAGCUCCCCUGUUCUAGAGCAACUCUCAGUCCCCUUUUCUCACCACACGUCCGAAGAGACAAGAGAUACAAGCCAGCCCCAUAUAACGCUACACAACAGCCAUUCGACUAUAGACGGAACCACAUAUGAGCAUGCAUCUCCCGAAGGCAUUGCGGCCAUCUUCAAAAAAAAACUCUGCGCCACAAUCACCAGAGUUCCAGUUCAAAGCGAACAGACUACCGUUUGGAAAGCAGCUGUGACUACCGCCUUUCCCCUUUGGGGAGGAUUGGUCAAUUGCUUGAUAAGCCUAGACAUAUCCAUGCUAGGCGUGGACUUUCUUGCAAUGGCUCUGUUCAAUGCGAGAAUCAGCUCAGCAGAGUCAAUCCGACACAUCACUUUCAAUGAUGGACCUACGUUGCUUAUGCCAGAUUCUGAAUUGACCAUGAAAGGUGUCAAAGAUGAGGCUAUUAUUAAUGUAUUUGGUUCUGAGAUAAGCGAAGCGAUCAAGGUCAGCCCUGUGCGAAGAAGAGAAAUCGAGCAGGGAAGGCUCUUGACAGAAUGUGUUUCAAUGAUCAUCACAGCUCAAGGGGCGAUAAUCAACCUAUCCCUUGAUCUUAACCGUGGCUUUGAGAUCAGCAAGAAACUGUACGCUUAAAUUCAACCAGUACCAUCCUCCUCUUUGACCUUGCCUUGCGUGAUGUAUAGUUUCACACCAUUUCUGACCACCAUUUGACCAUCUGGCAUGCUUUCCAAGAAUGUGAUUUGUUGUUUGCCCUCACUAUCUGUAUCGUACACGGUGACAUUGCAACCUUUCCAAAAAACGGUUUGAUCUCUACCGACAAUCAUCGUGACACGGUUCUGGGGUACAGCAUCGAAGUCCACGUCGUUGUCGAGUGAGCUAACUUCAAAUACCUAAUGAUAGUUAGUAGACCCGAUAAAAGGAGAUUCACAGAGGACUGUUACCAUUUGACGUGUGUUCUCAGAGCAACCAAAAAUGCAAGGUCGAAGCCACACGGCUCGCCUAAACUCGUAGUGGAACGAUGAAAGACGGAGCGCACACAGACUA